Messenger RNA from Phragmites australis (common reed), 2327 nucleotides. RefSeq names its product probable serine/threonine-protein kinase PBL7. Bases 300 to 1685 code for a protein of 461 amino acids. Gene Ontology annotation, biological process: protein phosphorylation. The transcript is spliced from 5 exons. NCBI's taxonomy places the organism in Eukaryota, Viridiplantae, Streptophyta, Magnoliopsida, Poales, Poaceae. Gene Ontology annotation, molecular function: ATP binding; protein kinase activity. The record is from RefSeq and is a predicted model, not a curated record.
CAGAGGAACAUUUCAACCGCACUAUAAAACACCCAAAUUUGCCAACCAAUAGCUUGGACCUUCGCUAGGAUGUCAGGUCGCGCUUUUGUUUAUUACGCCUCUCCAGUCUUCGACUUCCCCUCCUCCUCAGUCUCUCUUUCUCUCUCUCUCCCUCCCCCUCUCCGGCGCCCCGAAAUCUCCCCAAAUUCAGCUGGUUUCACCCAAGAGAUCAGCAGGCAAGGGGGAAAGAACGAGUCUUCGAGCUGAAAUUUCUUGGAGGACUGGCUGGCAUUUGUAGGAUUGUGUUCAGGAACGGGGAGAUGAGCUGCUUACCGUGUUCAGGCUCGUCGGGGAAGGAGGCGAAGGGCAUGGCGGCGCUCUCGCCGUCCCCGCGGCCUGCGGCGAAGGCGGCACCAGUUCGAUCAAAUUCACGUGCUUCGGGGUCCAGGAAGGAAGAUUCUGUACCUGUCCGCAGAGGAGGAAACAUUGCACAUGGCCCAGCACAGAUUUUCACUUUCCGGGAGUUAGCUGUUGCUACCAAGAAUUUCAGAAAAGAUUGCCUGUUGGGAGAAGGUGGCUUUGGUCGUGUGUAUAAAGGGCACAUGGAGAAUGGACAGCAGGUCAUUGCUGUGAAGCAGCUUGAUAGAAACGGUUUUCAAGGAAAUCGUGAAUUUCUUGUGGAGGUUCUCAUGUUAAGUCUCUUGCACCAUCCUAACCUGGUCAGAUUAAUUGGCUAUUGUGCAGAUGGUGACCAGCGCCUCCUAGUCUAUGAAUACAUGUUGUUGGGAUCACUAGAAAAUCAUCUGCAUGACAAGGAACCUCUUGAUUGGAAUACAAGGAUGAAGAUUGCUGUCGGUGCAGCGAGGGGUCUGGAGUAUCUUCAUGAUAAGGCAAAUCCACCUGUCAUAUACAGAGAUUUCAAAUCAUCAAAUAUUCUUCUGGGUGAAGACUACUACCCUAAGCUGUCUGACUUUGGGCUUGCAAAACUUGGUCCAGUUGGUGACAAAACUCACGUAUCAACAAGAGUUAUGGGAACAUAUGGAUAUUGCGCUCCUGAAUAUGCCAUGACAGGACAGUUGACAGUAAAAUCUGAUGUUUACAGCUUUGGUGUUGUCUUCCUUGAACUUAUUACUGGUCGCAAAGCAAUUGAUCACACCCAGCCUUCAGGGGAGCAGAAUCUUGUCGCAUGGGCUCGCCCGCUCUUCAGAGACCGAAGGAAGUUCUGCCAACUGGCUGAUCCAUUGCUGCAAGGCCGCUAUCCCAAAAGGGGUUUGUACCAGGCUUUAGCUGUUGCAGCUAUGUGUUUGCAGGAACAAGCAAUAUCUCGUCCCCUCAUAGGGGAUGUUGUCACUGCACUAUCUUAUCUGGCUUCACAUCCUUAUGAUCCAAAUGCACCAACCGCAAAAGAUUCCAGGACCUGUCCAUCUACCCCAAGGGAAAAUAAACACCGACGAACAACCAGUGUUCCUGAUGCUCAACAUGCUGCUGAUUCACUUAUUUUGAACUUCCCAGACUCGAGGAAGGAGACUAUUAGAGGAGAGGAAUUUGAGCAGGAUCGUACUGAAGGUUACGGCAGUGGUAGUAGCUCUGGAAGGAAUGAUGGCCUGGAUAUUCCAGAACUGCUGACUGUUCAUAAUGGAAAAGAUUACAGGGAAGCUGAUAGCAAUCACAAGUCUGCUGUUAAGGUUGAUGCUCGUGAGAAAUAGAUAGCAGAGGCAGGCAAAUGCUGCAGGCAUCUUUGAUAGUACAUAUGAUCAAUGCAUUAUACCAUUAUUUCCAUGUUUCCUAUCAAUUUUGCCAGGAAGCUUCACCAUUGCUAUUUGCUAUUGGUGCCAAUAAUUCCUGACGGAACUAUUAUCGAGAGUUGAGUACUAUUACGGCCACACUGCCACAGGCUUGCUUUUGCAGACCCGGAUAGCCACAUGCUCCAUGGUUGGUUUUUAGUUGUUUCCAUGGAACAGUUCCCAAAAUUCUUCCAGGUAUACAUGAAGACACGAUCUGAUGAAAGGAAGAACCAUUCUGUCGCUGAGUUUCAGAUUUCAAGUAUGUAUUUUGUUCAGUAUCAGCUAUAUUCCGCCUGUAACAGAUUUAUCUCCCUUUGUAAUUAGGCCCCGCAGUAUGCAUCAUUGAGGAAUCAGGAUGAGUUUUCUUGUUUUAUUUUUUGUAGAUAGCACGUUUGGUGUGAGAAUGGUGUGCAGAGUUGCAGCCUGGCUUGUAUGUUUGUACAUGUAAAGGAGUUGUAUUUGUGUGUAGGCUGUUCUUAGAGGGUAUUUAUCCAUACAGUUGUAAUGCAGUGAUUUGCAGACAUGACAUACAUAUUCUGUACAGAAAAAAGUCGUUUCAUUUUA